Molecule: messenger RNA, 347 nt
Organism: Aspergillus eucalypticola CBS 122712
Lineage: Eukaryota; Fungi; Ascomycota; Eurotiomycetes; Eurotiales; Aspergillaceae
Exons: 1
Coding region: 5-160 (51 amino acids)
Source: RefSeq, a predicted model, not a curated record
UCCGAUGCGCGUCCUCGUGCAAACCCUCACCCACCUCGUUCCCUCAGACAACCUGAUAGCAAACAGCGAGCCCUAUGGCGAUAGCGUUUUCUCCAUGCUGGACCGAACCUACAACCAUGUCUGGGACUAUCCCUUCGAGCCAGGCUUGCAACGCUGGUAAUCCUACGGUGAUGACUUUGGGUACAACAACCGGGUGUGUUUCUUCUUAUUGGACUAUGGCGACGCCCCGGAUGGGAAGGACGAGGAAGUUCCGAUUCAGUGCUUGACGUGGGAUGGAGAGAAGUUGUAUGUUUCUUCCCAAUAUCUUGAGGAACUACUAUGAACAGGAAGUUAAUCUACUCCUCCCC